Molecule: messenger RNA, 342 nt
Organism: Sphenostylis stenocarpa
Lineage: Eukaryota; Viridiplantae; Streptophyta; Magnoliopsida; Fabales; Fabaceae
Source: the annotation of a GenBank genome assembly
AUGGAGGCCGCGGAGAUUGGAGUCGCGGAGGGGCUAGGAGGUGAGUCGAAGGUGAAGCGGAUGAUAGCUAUGGUGGUGCGCCGCGCGGAUCUAGGGCCGUGCGGUGGUCAGGGUUCGGGUAAGGAUGAGACCGCAGAGGGUAGGGCCGGCUCGCGGUGGCUUGGGGCACAACGGAGGUGUUGGCACGGCGAAAUCGGGGUGAGAUGGUGCCGUGCCCGUGAGUGGGAGUGUGUAGAGUGGGUGGCGGCAGAGGCUGGCAAGGGAGAAGGUAGUGGGUAUCCCAAUGGAGGUGGCUGCCAAGACGGGGUGUGCGGGUUUGCUGAAGAAGAUGUCUGUGAGUGA